CAUUAAACACACACACCAUGACAAAGAAAAUGGCAUUAUCACAUUCAAAGGCAGCCGACCAAACUUCAAUUUUCUGCACUCUGUUUUUGGUUAUUCAGAUUUUACAAGUCUGUUCAUACUCGGAGCCUGCAGUUUCUCACUCAAGAGUGGAGUUUCUUCCAGGAUUUCAAGGACCCCUUCCUUUUCAACUCGAAACCGGGUAUGUAGGAGUGGACGAAUCUGAAGAUGUACAACUCUUCUACUACUUUGUGAAGUCGGAGACAAAUCCUAAAGAGGACCCUCUCAUUUUUUGGCUCAAUGGAGGCCCCGGCUGCUCUGCUUUAAGUGGAUUCAUCUACGAAAUAGGUCCCCUGUAUUUCGAGGCAGUGGAGUAUAAUGGGAGCUUGCCCACAUUGGUGUUAAAUGCAAACUCAUGGACGAAGGUGGCGAGCAUAAUUUUUGUAGAUUUGCCCGUUGGUACUGGAUUCUCCUAUGGAAGGACUCCACUUGCUUCUCAGUCUACAGACAUUCAAUCAUGUCACCAGGCCUAUGAAUUUCUAAGAAGGUGGCUGAUUGAUCAUCCUGAGUAUUUUUCAAACACAUUAUAUAUUGGGGGAGAAUCAUACACAGGAAUAACUGUUCCAAUUAUUGCUCAACUGAUUUCUAAUGGAAAUGAAGCAGGCAUUGAACCAUUUGUUAAUCUCCAGGGAUACAUACUUGGAAAUGCUGGAACUUUUCCGGCUGAAGACAAUUUUAAGAUCCCAUUUGCUCAUGGCAUGGGACUUAUUUCGGAUGAACUCUACGAGUCACUUAAGAGGAGUUGUAGAGGAAAUUAUUUUAAUGUAGAUCCAAGCAAUACAAAGUGUCUACAAUUUGUUGAAGCUUUUAAUCAGUGUACCAGUGGACUUGAAACUGCACAUAUUUUAGAACCCAACUGUGGUUUUGCUUCCCCAAGGCCACUCAAAUGGUUUGGUAGGAGGAGAUCUCUUGAUGAGAGAAUCACAGAGCUCCAGACUCCUCAAUCAUCAGUUUCCGCAUUUUACUGUCGUAUUGAUGGAUAUAAGCUUUCUUAUUAUUGGUGUAAUGACAAAAAUGUCCAAGAAGCACUCCAUAUCCGAAAGGGGAGCAUAGGGGAAUGGGAGAGAUGCGCCUCUAAUUUACCUUAUGAAGAGACUCUAAUCUGGAACAGUAUACCUUAUCACAUAAACCUCAGUAGGAAAGGUUAUCGGUCUUUGAUAUACAGGUCAUAUUACUAUACUUUAUUCAAUAAGAUUUGUGUUAUAUUUUAUCCAUAAGUUUAGAAAGAAAAAACAAAGUUGCCUUAUUAAGUUGAGAUACACACACAUGUAGAUAAUUAUAUAUGGUGAAAUUUUUGUUUGUUGACACAGCGGUGACCACGAUAUGAUUAUUCCAUUCCAGUCCACAGAAGCAUGGAUAAAAUCUUUAAACUAUCCAGUUAUUGAAGAAUGGCGAUCUUGGUUAUUCAAUGGCCAAAUUGCUGGCUAUACGAGGGUUUACUCCAAUAAGAUGACAUUUGCAACAGUGAAGGGAGGAGGCCACACAGCUCCGGAGUACAAACCCCAAGAAUGUUUCGCUAUGUUCAAAAGGUGGAUAUCUCAUGAACCACUGUAAUCAAUCUCAAGCUACAAGUUCAGUGUAUUACAAUAAAUAGUUUUGUUGUAUUCUUACUUCAUUUAAAGCCAUUUAAAAAUAAAAGAAUAAUUUCAAAAUCAGUACGAAACGAUAUCUAUAUUUCAUCCAUAUUAGCAAUAAUAGACAUAAG
This is a messenger RNA of Ilex paraguariensis (yerba mate), 1762 nucleotides long. NCBI's taxonomy places the organism in Eukaryota, Viridiplantae, Streptophyta, Magnoliopsida, Aquifoliales, Aquifoliaceae. The record is from the annotation of a GenBank genome assembly.